This is a messenger RNA of Mya arenaria, 3766 nucleotides long. RefSeq names its product fatty-acid amide hydrolase 1-like. The coding region runs from base 211 to 1947 and encodes 578 amino acids. The transcript has 17 exons. Lineage: Eukaryota; Metazoa; Mollusca; Bivalvia; Myida; Myidae. Gene Ontology annotation, biological process: fatty acid catabolic process. Gene Ontology annotation, molecular function: fatty acid amide hydrolase activity; amidase activity. The record is from RefSeq and is a predicted model, not a curated record.
UGCUUAUUUUUAGUAUUUUGAAAGCGAAGUUUUAACAUUUUUAAGCUUAUUUUGAAUAACAGAGGUUGCUUAGCAGUUUGCUUGAUCUUCUAAAAACUGACAUUAAGUUGUGUGCGCAGAAACCAGAAAUAAGUUGACGUUCUAGAUUUUGACUUAUUCGAACGAUCUAAUUUUUGAAUCGCCUGUUUUACUUGUUUACAUUUAGGUAAAAUGCCGGAGAAAGGAGGCAAACUUCUGGCAUUUGCAGCUGGCACUGCACUGACUUUAAGUGUUUGGACGUAUGGUCGAAGAUGGAUAAUAUAUUCGAGAAUAAAUAAGAAAAUUAAACAGAAGAGGGAGAAAUGUCUGAAAGCACAAACACUCGUGGAACAGAAUCUGAAACAGGCGAAUAUUUCAGAGGACACAAUUAAACGGAUUGUACAGCUCUCCUUUUUGGAAUUACAAGCUCAACUACAAGAUGGCUCACUGCAGGCUUUGGAUGUACUUCAUGCAUAUCAGACCAUGGCUCUGCGAUCAACCAAGGCGUUUAACUGCGUAACAGAAUUCCUGCCGGAUGCUGAGGAUAUCGCAAAUGCAUUGGACAGUAGCACAGACAAGAAGGCACCACUGCACGGUGUACCAGUGAGUUUAAAAGAGAGCUUCCACCUGAGGGGCAAUGAUUCAACCGCUGGUCUCGGUCAGUUUAUUGGACAGCUCAAGGCUGAAGAUGCUGUUCUUGUACAGGUCCUGAAAAAUCUUGGUGCUGUGCCGUUUGUUAGGACAAAUAUUCCACAAACAAUGAUGAUGUAUGAAUGUUGUAAUCCCAUAUUUGGGACCACGUGUAAUCCUGUCGACCCGAGUCGUAGUCCCGGGGGUUCUACUGGCGGAGAAGCGGCAUUGAUUGCUUCAAAUGGCUCUAUUCUAGGUUUUGGAAGCGACAUCGGGGGUAGUAUCCGAGUACCAAGUCAUUUCUGUGGUAUAUAUGGCCUCAAGUGCACACUGGAAAGAAUGAGUCGCAAAGGACAUAUGUCAUUGUCGAAAGGGCAGACUUUAGUGUCUGGAACUGUUGGGCCAAUGGCAAGGGACCUUCAAGGGCUGAUAACUGCAACCAAGGUGCUGUUGAAUGACCUUCACUUUGACCUUGACCCUGCAGUGGCUCCGCUCAAAUUCAGAUCAGAGAUACUGGAGAGCAAGCGACCUCUCAAGAUAGGUUUCUACACCGAUGACAGGAAUGUCCCUUCAGUUCCAGCGUGUGCAAGGGCAGUCCUUCUAGCAAAACAGGCCUUAGAGACGAUGGGACACUCGGUUGUUGAAUUCGUUCCAUUGCGUAUGAAGUAUGUGCUCUCCAAACUUUACUACCGGAGUGUUCUCGGGGACAAGGGAUGGCAAUUUGUAUCCAAAAUACAAAAUGACAUUGUAGACCCAUUAGUUUACAAGCUGACCUUACCAUCUCGGUUCCCUGAUUGGCUGAUCUGGAUUCUGUCUUGGGUCAUUCAAAAAGCUAGAAAGGAUCCGCAAAUAGGUGACGCUCUCCGUGCCAGGAUUGAACUGAAGUCAGUUGCAGAUUGGUUCCAGCAUGCAAUUUCACUGCAGAACUACAAGGAUGAGUUUUUACGUGCCUGGCGAACGCAGAACCUUGACGCCGUUAUCUGUCCAGUGUUUGCGACAGUUGCUCCCCCUAACCAAACAUCCGUGGAGUUUAUUUCGGCAGGAAGCUAUUGUAUGCUGUACAACGUGUUAAACUACCCAGGCGGCGCUGUGCCUGUUACCAAAGUGACGCGAGAUGACGUCAGCAACAUGGCCGACUAUCCGAAUACCAGCUUUGUGCAUAAACGGAUUCAGGAGGCUAAUCGAGGAUCGGAGGGCUUACCAGUGAGUGUGCAGUGUGUUGCCCUGCCUUACCAAGAAGAGCUUGUACUCAGAGUAAUGUCCGACAUAGAAGCCGGGCUCAAGACUUUGCAUUCUUAAGUGGUACGGAGCUGUACGGGAAUUUGCUAAAGUGGUACAAUAGUACGGAGAAGAUAGUGAUUAAUAGUUGUAUUAGGUGAUCGAUAUUUGAAUACAAUAUUGAUUAAAAAUCACCAAGGAACAUUAAAUACAAUAAUGCUUUAAAAAUGUCUAUGUCUAAAGAAAACCUAAAUUGAAAAUAGAAAAAAAAAUAUGACAAUUGCACAUUAUUGAAAACAGAAAUUUGUGUAAAAAUAUUUUUAUUUAUAUAAUACAAAUUGGCUAAUUAAAAUUUCUUCUGACGUAUUUCUUUAAAUAAGGUUGUAUGUGGUUGUACAAUUUUCACAAUGAUGGACUUGCAUUAUAAUUAUUUUGAAUGUAAUAAUGACCUUGACCGCAAUGAUUGUAAAUACUGAUUGGCAUGGUUACAUUUAUAAUCAGAGUGAUUAGUUUUGUUUUACAUUAAAUUUAAAAGUACAAUAAGUCAUGUAAAUGUUUGAUGCAACUUACUUUGUUAAGUUUGUGUACGUUCAAACAUAUACUUAAUUAUAUUAUUUGUAUGCAGAUAUUUGUAUUGUUUUGUCGGAUGUUCGGGUAUAUUGGUGCUUUUGUUUUUCAGAAAAAAGGUUGUAUAUUUUUUUUUGUCAACGGUUCAAAGCAAGAACCCGAAAAAAUAGUCAUUGAUUUGUUUAAUUAAUGUAAUAAAAGUUAUGUAUAUGUCCUGUGUUUGUUUAUAUCAAUGCAAACCUAUUUUAAAAACAAAACAAAAACAUUAUAGUUUGUUUUCAAAUCACAAAUUUCAUUCUUGGUUAUUUAACACGUGCCUGACUUCGGUUAUAACUUAUAACUUAUCAACUAAAAUAUAUAAAUUCGUGUUAAUAGUCCAGCAAAUUAUACAAAGUCAGACCUGCGUAGUUUAUCAGUUCAGUGCAAAGAGUUUAGAGGCUAGUGCAACGAUUUUAAAUUGUUAAGAGUUUAGUGCAACGAGUUCAAUGUUAAGAGUUUAGAAUUUAGUACGACGAGUUCUGUGUAAAGAGUUUAGAGGCUAGUGCAACGAGUUCAGUGGAAAGGGUUAAGAUGAAAGUGCAACGAUAUAAAUGUAAAGAGUUAAGAGGCUACUGCAACGAGUUUAAUGUGAAGAGUGUAGAGGGUAGUGCAACGAGUUCUGUGAAAUGAGUUUUGAGGCUAGUGCAACGAGUUCAGUGUAAAGAGUUAAGGGGCUAGAACAACAAGUUCAAAUAGUUUAGAAUUUAGUGCGACGAGUUCUGUGUAAAGAGUUAAGAGGUCAGUGCAACGAGUUAAGUGUAAAGAGUUAAGAGGCUAGUGCAACGAGUUUAAUGUGAAGAGUGUAGAAGUUAGUGCAACGAGUUCAGUGUAAAGAGUUAAUGGGCUAGUGCAAAGAUCUCAGUAUAAAGAGAUAAGAGGGAAGUGCAACGAGUAUAAUUUGAAGAGUUUAGAUGCUAGUGCAAAGAGUUCAAUGUAAAGAGUUAAGAGGUCAGUGCAACGAUUUCAGUGUAAAGAGUUUAGAUGCUAGUGCAAAGAGUUCAAUGUAAAGAGUUAAGAGGUCAGUGUAAAGAGUUUAGAGGCUAGUGCAACGAAAUUAAAUAGUUUAGAGUUUAGUGCAACGAGUUCAGUGUAAAUAGUUAAGAGGUUAAUGCAACGAGUUUAAUGUGAAGAGUGUAGGCCUAGUGCAACGAGUUCAGUUUAAAGAGUUUAAAGAUCAGUGCAACGAGUUAAGUGUAAAGAGUGUUUGUGCGUGUGCAUGUGUGAGAGCAUUAUUGUUUCUGAAUAUAUGUAUUUCCUAUCAACAUAAAUAGAUAUGUUGUAUAUGUUGAGAAUU